AUGUCUUUCGCAUCCUCAACUGUCAUGCCCCUGGCUUUGCUCGCCAUCUUUGCGACGAUCUCACCGACCGUUUGCUUCCCGCAAGACCUUUCCUUGACCUCAGCAACACCAACUUUGACACAGACCCCAACUGACACUCGGGCUAUGGGUUGCGUAACCGGUGGCGUAAACGUGUACAUGGAGCCACUGGUACUUGAGCUUCUGGGCGCCUCUUUCUGCUCUCGACUCAUCGCCAAUGGCGAUUACCCACCAACCAAUAUCCUUGCCUGGGGCAGUGGUUAUCCAAGUGACCUUGGACCCGUGGACGACAAGCCCAAGGCUGUAGAGAAGCGAGAGGUCGACACAGAAGAGACUAUCCAUCGUCGCGACUCGGCCACAGAUGCCGACGUCAACACCCCUACUAUCCUCAACACAACAGAAAUGGAAAUAUCCGGCGUCAUUGCAGAGUUCCUGUUCUUUCGUUCAAAACCCUACACCGUCGGAGACACCGUGUUCAUCGAGGGUUCCGACGAACAGUGCGCGCGGGACGACUGUGCGGCCUUCUACCACCAGAUGGUCAACCGCUGCAAGUUCAACUCGCACGUGGUCGGCGGUUUUGGCGCGUACCUUUCCGACUGCGGCCAGUACAGCUACUUCGUGCAGAACUGCUCAGACAACUAUGUCGACCCGGACUGCAAGAUCUGGCACCAGAGGUGGCCGAACUUCGGGGUGCCGGAGAACAUGACGCAAGUCUGGAACAUCACGCACGGUAUCGGGUCCAAUGGAACAGCGGCGAAGGGCGCUGUGGAGGAGCUGGCAGGCGAGUCCGGUGCACCCCAGUUUCCUGAUCUGAGAGGUCUUGCGGAUAGGUUUGCCAAUGUGGCCAAGGAGAUUGCUUGGGAAGAUUGA
Molecule: messenger RNA, 888 nt
Organism: Exophiala bonariae
Lineage: Eukaryota; Fungi; Ascomycota; Eurotiomycetes; Chaetothyriales; Herpotrichiellaceae
Exons: 1
Coding region: 1-888 (295 amino acids)
Source: RefSeq, a predicted model, not a curated record